AAUUCCAUCUCUCUCCCUCUCUCUCUCUCUCUCCUCUUAGUCUCUGCCACCUUUCUUCCUUUCUUCCUUCCUUCUCCAUCGUCGUCGAACGAGAUGAACUUUUGGGACAAGGCAGUGAGGUUCGUGUACGGCUUCUGUUGGCAUCCGACCGUCUUCGGCGACACCGACUCCCGCGACGGGGACGCCGGCUCGGUCGGCCCGCACGGCGUCUCCGCCGCGGCCGUCGGCGUCUCGGCUCUCGCCCAGGACACCGACUGUCUCGGCCCUCACGGCGUCUCCGCCGCGACCGUCGGCGUCUCGGCUCUCGCCCAGGACCUGUUCAACUUCGAGAUCACCUCCCAGGUUCCUGAAGGGCUAAGCAACCAUGUGGUUUCUAAAACGAAAGCUCAAGCUAGUUGUUAUAAAAAGCUACUAGUGGCAUGGAAAGCAUCAAACCCACCUCCAAAAACACCUGAAGAAGCAUCAAGGCUUGUUCUCCAAACCCUCAAGAAUCACCUGAAGGCUGAUGUUGAGGGUUUGUUGAAAUUCUAUGGCCUACCUCUUGCUCCCAUCCCGGUCGUGACCACGGUCGAAGUUCCAGUGGAAUUGCCUCAAGGAGAGGAGUUUGAGCUUCAGACACUUCCAGUACCUUCCUCAACACUCCAUAAUUUCUUUGUGGAGGCAAGAUGUGUGACGGAUGGGGACGGCAUCACUGUGUACGUUAGCACUUCUGAUCCGAGGGAAUCGCGCUUGGUCCCACAAGAAGUCCUGGUCACAGCCCUCAAAAGAUCAGAAGCCCGUGCUCAGGGGGAAAAAACUCGUGCAAAAGAACUGCACAAAACUAUGAUUGCGGCUGGAUAUCAGGUGAUAAAUGUUAAGAAUGAGGAAGUCCUUGCUCGGAAGUACCGAAUUCGGCUCAGGGGGAUAGAUGCUCCAGAGGGUGACAUGCCAUAUGGCAAAGAGGCUAAGGAGGAGCUCGCAAAGAUUGUUAAAGGAAAGUGUUUGAGAGUUCUUGUGUAUGGGGAAGAUCAAUAUGGGCGGAGCUUAGGAGAUAUAUACUGCAACGGCAACUUUGUACAGGAGUUGAUGCUCAAGAAAGGGAUGGCGUGGCAUUACAAAGCCUACGACCAACGUGCAGAGCUUGCAAAGUGCGAGAAGAAUGCACGGGCAAAGCGCGUAGGUUUGUGGGCUUUGACAAACCCUGAGGAGCCAUGGGAAUGGCGGCGGAAGAAUAAAUGAGAGGGGAGAUGACUCCACUCGAAUCUGGUUCAGCCUCUUGCCGACUGAUUUUAGAGAAGGAAGUGCUUUAUCUUCUGUUGUAUGUAUGCUAAUCUAGUUCCAAAGCUCGAACGGCCUUAGCCAAAUCGAUCACAUAAAGAUCAGUGAAGGAUCGAACGCGCGAGAUUCCGUUUGUUCCAUGGGUUGUGAAGGUGUGGCUUUGAUUAAACACUAUUAUUGGUGCGUUUGUAUGCGGGAGAGUGUUUUCCAGGAAUUGAUUUUAUGGACUUUCAUCCGUUUGGUUUGCAGAAAA
This is a messenger RNA of Eucalyptus grandis, 1510 nucleotides long. Its product is annotated as staphylococcal-like nuclease CAN1. Gene Ontology annotation, cellular component: cytoplasm. The record is from RefSeq and is a predicted model, not a curated record. The transcript has 9 exons. Lineage: Eukaryota; Viridiplantae; Streptophyta; Magnoliopsida; Myrtales; Myrtaceae. The coding region runs from base 94 to 1218 and encodes 374 amino acids.